Protopolystoma xenopodis is the source of this 366-nucleotide messenger RNA. NCBI's taxonomy places the organism in Eukaryota, Metazoa, Platyhelminthes, Monogenea, Polystomatidea, Polystomatidae. The record is from the annotation of a GenBank genome assembly.
AUGACGUCUCAACGCUUCGGUUCUGCCGGCUUGACAACACACAUGUUGCGACAUCAGUUGCACAGAAACCGGCCCAAUCACCGUGGGCGUGACAGCGAGCAAAGCGAGAGUGUACACGGAGAGUCAGCGACACGCAUCUGUCGGGCCAAGUUGCGGUUGGACGAGCCGACCAACGAGACUCCUCCAGACCCUAGGCUUAUUGCAGAUUCCGCGUCUGGCCAUACCAGACAGACCGGACGAGGCGAUAUCUGCAGGCCAGGGCAGACGUCCACCAGCCGGACGCCGGAAUUGUCCGCGGCGGCAGAUGCGUCGUCUCAAAAAGCGGACAGAAGAGUGUCGCUUUUCGCUCCAGAACUUCGUCGAUAG